Echinops telfairi (small Madagascar hedgehog) is the source of this 2400-nucleotide messenger RNA. Its product is annotated as HIV Tat-specific factor 1 homolog. The transcript is spliced from 2 exons. Lineage: Eukaryota; Metazoa; Chordata; Mammalia; Afrosoricida; Tenrecidae. Bases 157 to 1689 code for a protein of 510 amino acids. Gene Ontology annotation, biological process: mRNA splicing, via spliceosome. Gene Ontology annotation, cellular component: U2-type spliceosomal complex; U2 snRNP. Gene Ontology annotation, molecular function: RNA binding. The record is from RefSeq and is a predicted model, not a curated record.
CGUCCGCAUCUGCAACGCUGCGUCCAGAAGUCGUUUCCUGACGCUGCGACGGGAGCUGUAGCCGCUUCGGACCCGCGGGGUCGCGUCGGUGCCCUGGACUGAGCCUGUCGGGGCCGCAGUGUCGCAGGGACCCUGCCCCGGGACUAGGUCGGAACCAUGAGCGGCACCGUGAGAGGGUACGAUGAAUUCGAUGAGCAGUUGCGAAUGCAAGAGUUGUACGGAAACCCCAAGGAAGGCUACUCCCAGGAAGAUCCUGGCAAAGAAGCAGGUUCUCUGGGGCAGCAGCCGACAGACACCCCUUACGAGUGGGACCUAGACAAGAAGGCAUGGUUCCCCAAGAUCACCGAAGAUUUCAUUGCCUCUUAUCAGGCCAAUUAUGGCUUCGCUAAUGAUGGAGCGCCCAGCUCUACCACAAACAUACAACAAGACGCCGCUGCUGGCAAUGCAGGAGAGCCUCCGCAGAGAAAAAAACCCGAGCCCACUGAGCCCAAGAUGAAGGGGGAGAAGAAAAAAGCUGAAUCUGGAUGGUUUCACGUUGAAGAAGAUCGAAAUACCAAUGUCUACGUGUCUGGCUUGCCCCCAGACAUUACAUUGGAUGAAUUUACACAGCUCAUGUCCAAGUUUGGUAUUAUUAUGAGAGAUAUUCAAACCGAAGAAUUUAAGGUCAAGCUUUACAAAGAUAACCAAGGGAAUCUUAAGGGAGAUGGGCUGUGCUGUUACCUGAAGAGAGAGUCCGUGGAGCUCGCAUUGAAAUUUUUGGAUGAAGAUGAAAUUAGAGGUUACAAAUUGCAUGUUGAGGCUGCAAAGUUUCAGCUGAAGGGGGAAUAUGAUGCCUCGAAAAAGAAGAAGAAGUGCAGAGAUUACAAGAAGAAACUGUCCUUGCAGAAAAAGCAGUUGGAUUGGAGGCCCGAGAGGAAAGCUGGAUCUACCCGAAAGCGCCAUGAGCAAGUUGUCAUCAUCAAAAAUAUGUUUCAUCCUACAGAUUUUGAAGAUGAUCCACUGGUAUUAAAUGAAAUCAGAGAAGACCUUAGAGUAGAGUGUUCAAAGUUUGGCCAAAUUAAGAAAGUCAUUCUCUUUGAUAGACAUCCAGAUGGUGUGGCCUCUGUGUCCUUUAAGGAUCCAGAGGAAGCUGAUAAUUGCAUUCAGACCUUUAAUGGAAGGUGGUUUGGUGGCCGGAAAAUCACUGCCGAAACCUGGGAUGGGACGACAGAUUAUCAGGUGGAGGAGACCACAAGAGAAAGGGAGGAAAGGCUGAAAGGAUGGGAGGCUUUCCUCAAUGAGCCUGCAGGCAAGAGAGGCCUCCCAAAUUCCAAUCUUACCAGUGCUUCAGAAGGAGCAGGGCCUUCUGGAAUAAGACAUUUGUCAGGGCACCCUGGCACAGCUGAAAUGACAUCUGAAACACCCACAGAGGACAAAAAGUUUGAAACACCAGGAGGUGGGGGAGAAGCUGAAGAAGCUUCUGAAAGAAAUGCUAAUGAAGGCAGCCUCAAAAGAGGGUCGGAGGAAGACUUCCAUGAAAGGGCAUCUGAGGAAGUCCGAGCCAGUAAAGAAUCUGAAGAGAGUGGCCCCAAAUCCGAGCCAGAGAAGAAGAAACUGAAAACCCACUGUGAGGAGAAUGGCCUUGAAAAGGAGUCGAAGGCAGCCGAUGACCCUGAUGGGGAUUCCGAAGCUGAGGAUGGCCCCCACUAGGAGUCUGAAAACAGCUCCAGGAAUCUGAAGAAGACUGCUCUAAAAAACUGGAAAAGAGGAAUCUUGAAAAAGAGACUAAGACUGCAAAAUCCAGAUUUAAAGAUGCUGGCUCUGACAGGGUGUUUGGUGAGGAAGGUGUCGGUCACUUGAAGACGGUAACAUAGGGAAGGGUAUUUGAUGAUGCGUCAGAUUAAAAAGGAUGAAAAGUGCAGAUAAAAUGGGGCUUGAAAUGCAGCUAAAAGGCUGCAAGGGAAAGGUGGUUUUAAAGUUCAGGUGAAAGGAAGAUGAAGAUACAGUUGACGAGUUGUUGAGUCUAAUGAGAGGGGGACGAAGUUGUUUUGAGAAUCUUGGGGAAGAAGGACUCCUUUCCUAAGUAGAUGUUGAUAAUAUUUAAUCCCUUCCACUUGCAUUUUCAGGAGAUACUUUAGCCUUACAUUUUCCUCUGCUCCAAGUUAAUUGUUAGAAGUAUGACGUGUGCGUAGUAGUAGGAUGCCAUCAGAGUAAUGCGUUGAUGUCUCCAUUGUUACCUGACUUAAUCAUCUUACAUAUGUGUUAAUUGGUUGUUCAUAUAAAAGUUCACAUUCACAAUGCAAGUAAACUGGAUACUUGUCAUUUUGUCAGGUUUGUCAAAUGCAUGAAUAACAUUUUUAAACUGAUGACUCUGGCUCAAGUUUGUGAUAUUUAAAAAUAAAAAGAUGAUUAAAAAGCAAA